Bicyclus anynana (squinting bush brown) is the source of this 2166-nucleotide messenger RNA. Its product is annotated as facilitated trehalose transporter Tret1. The coding region runs from base 410 to 2041 and encodes 543 amino acids. Gene Ontology annotation, biological process: transmembrane transport. Gene Ontology annotation, molecular function: transmembrane transporter activity. The transcript is spliced from 15 exons. Gene Ontology annotation, cellular component: membrane. The record is from RefSeq and is a predicted model, not a curated record. NCBI's taxonomy places the organism in Eukaryota, Metazoa, Arthropoda, Insecta, Lepidoptera, Nymphalidae.
GGCAGCGCCGCUUGAACGAAAGUAAUACAAACAUUCGUAGUGUAAGAACUGCUAAAAUCCUCAUUGGUUUCGUAGCGAUAAGUCGUGUUGAAGUCUCGCGGUUUAUAGUGGAAAUUGGAUAAGUGAUUCAUUUAAAGUUUUAUAUGCCUACCUACACUGACGGCUGUUGAACAUUGUUGAGUUGUUGAUCGUCGGACGUAUUCAAACUUACUUCUUUGCUUCAAUACAUAUAAUCAUCAACUCGCCAUCGUGGAGUUGUAGUGGGGGGCAAAAUUCUGCCUCAGACUUGAAGAUCAGACGGAAUUCUCCACAAUACAGCCUUUAUUAGCAGCAUUUUGGGAGCGAAUGGGAUCGUCCGGGUCCGGGGAUCAAGAUCGUUGUCGGCGAAGACGCUGUUCAACCGUUGAAGAUGACGUCGCUAACUAAAGAAACUACACCUACAAUAGCAGAUCAAACUCAUCAUUAUGGGUACAGGAAGAGCUUCAGGACAGCACUUCCUCAGUUUGUGGCUGUGAGCAUAAAGAAUCUACUACUGAUAAGUUAUGGAAUGACACUUGGCUUUCCCACCAUUCUCAUACCCGCCGUGCAAAACCCCAAAGAGGGCGAAAUUUUACACUUGAAGACAUCUGAGAUAUCGUGGAUAAGUUCUAUAAAUUUGAUCGUUGUGCCAAUCGGUUGCGCUUUGUCUGGCGUGGUGACGACGCCGGUGGGCCGACGGCGAGCUAUGCAGAUGGUCAAUGUGCCAUUCUUCAUUGCCUGGCUGAUGUUCCAUUAUUCGACCAACAUUGGCCACUUAUAUGGCGCAUUGUUCCUCACCGGAUUAGCUGGAGGACUUCUUGAGGCACCCGUGUUGACAUAUGUAGCGGAGAUAACUCAACCACACCUUCGCGGCGCGCUUACGGCUACUAGUUCCAUGUGCAUCAUAAUCGGUGUCUUCACGCAGUUUCUCUUCGGCCUUCUCUUGUACUGGCGGACUGUGGCACUUGUUAACAUUAUAUUCACGAUAUUAGCUGUUGUAGCAUUAUGCUUCGUUCCGGAGUCACCUCACUGGCUGGUAUCAAGAAAAAGAAUUGAAGAUGCAAGGAAGAGUUUACAGUGGCUACGAGGAUGGAUCGGUCCUCAAGCUGUUGAAGGAGAGCUGAGGGACAUACAAGCUUUGUUCAAACGAAAAAAAGCGGAAGUAGAGGAUCAAGAAGAAACUUUAUCGGAGAAGAUAUCACAAUAUCUGGAUAGAAGCUUUUUGGUGCCCUUUUUUCUGGUUUCCUAUAGUUUCUUUGUUGGCCACUUCAGCGGGAUGACAACUUUACAGACGUAUGCAGUUUCCAUCUUCCAGAUGUUAGAAGCGCCAAUAGAUAAAUACUAUGCAACGUUGAUUCUUGGCAUUCUGCAGAUCCUUGGGUCUGGCGCUUGUGUACUUUUAGUCCAUUACACAGGGAAGAGGCCCUUAACGUUUUUCUCCACGGCUGCUGCUGGAGUAUGUUGUAUCUUGGUAGCAGGUUACGACGGUUACUUUCAAACUCAUGAUGUGUUAAACAAAACUUCAUCGGAGAUACACAAUGCUACAGUGGGAGUCAACACUAAUAGUUUAGACAAUCCCUAUUCAUGGAUUCCUACAACAUUAUUGAUGUUGCUAGCGUUAGUUACACAUACAGGAAUACGUCUUUUACCAUGGAUUCUAAUUGGAGAGGUGUUUAGCGCUAAAACAAGAUCAGGCGCAGCGGGCCUGUCCAGUGCUGUUGGUUAUAUUUUCGGGUUUCUCACAAACAAAAUAUAUAUCACAAUGGUAGAUUCGCUCUCUAUUUGGGGAACAUAUGGCUUGUACGGAAUUAUUUGUUUGUCGGGGUGCAUAGUAUUCUACUUCAUACUACCAGAAACGGAAGGCAAAAAGUUGAAUGACAUAGAAAACCACUUUGCCGGCGUUAAAAAUCUAUCCAAUAAUGUCUACCGAUCGAAGAAAAACAAAAGUGCUGAAAUCUCACGAAUGAGAGAUUUAAAAGGAACUACGAAUCCAACAUUUGAAGGAGACAACACUAACUUAUAGAAAUGGAUAUAAUAUUAGAUUUAACGAAAUAAAAUAACUCUGAAGACCCUUGAUAAUGAUGUAUUCAAUUAAAGUUUAAUUUUGCUCGCAAUUUACUAUUAAAUAAAUUAUUUUAUAUUACAUGU